Messenger RNA from Talaromyces stipitatus ATCC 10500, 2211 nucleotides. Its product is annotated as serine/threonine protein kinase, putative. Gene Ontology annotation, cellular component: spindle pole body. The transcript is spliced from 3 exons. Bases 1 to 2004 code for a protein of 667 amino acids. The record is from RefSeq and is a predicted model, not a curated record. Gene Ontology annotation, molecular function: protein serine/threonine kinase activity; ATP binding. NCBI's taxonomy places the organism in Eukaryota, Fungi, Ascomycota, Eurotiomycetes, Eurotiales, Trichocomaceae. Gene Ontology annotation, biological process: intracellular signal transduction; peptidyl-serine phosphorylation.
AUGGCCGGUUCGAACUUCACUUCAGGCUCCCCUACACGACCAAAUCCUCUUAACCUCCCUAUCCCCCCGCCGCUUCUCCAUACACGCGCUAGUCAGGAGAACUACGACCGACCCUCCACGCCCACCCACAGCCAAAAUGAAUUUACAAGCCCAGUGCAAACGCCGACCGGAAGCCCCAGCAAGAAUAGAAUGCCCCCUGGUGCCUUGAAUCUGCCUGGAGUUUUCGAGAAAGCAAUGAAAUUAGCCCCAUCUUCUCCAACAAAAUCGGGGUUCGGCACCCCUAGCUCUCCUGCCAAGGGGUUGUCUGUACUGGAAGACUUCAAUGGAAGUGUUAUUCAUCAAGAUGCCUACCAACAGACUCCAGGCAGCCCGACACGCCGAUCGAAUAAGGAAAAUGCCCCCCCAAGCGUGCCCCGUUUGGGGAAAGAGCUGGGACUCAAUGUCAAUUCAGCUGCUGUCUCUAGACUUGAGCAAUACCAACAGCGCGAUAAUAUGGAGAGUGUACGGAGGGCCCAAAAUCAGACACGCAUUGGUUUGACAGCGGAGGAACUUGAGAAGCUUCAGUUGCCAAAGGUCAAGCGGCUGGCUAAUGUGACCCAGCUUUAUUUCCUGGACCACUACUUUGACAUACUCAGCUACGUACACAAUCGCCAAACCCGAUACAACCAAUUCAAGGCCGCCUACCCUGCACCUCCAGAGACUCCGGUCGAAGAAUACGAGCCUGCACUUCAGAAAUACCUCGGUCGCGAACGAGCCAAUUUGCGUAAACGACGCACCCGUCUGCGACAGGGUGACUUUCAUAUUCUUACUCAAGUCGGUCAAGGUGGAUAUGGACAGGUGUAUCUGGCACAGAAGAAAGAUACCCGUGAAGUGUGCGCUUUGAAGAUAAUGAGCAAGAAGCUGCUCUUUAAGCUCGAUGAGAUUCGACAUAUUUUGACCGAGCGUGAUAUCUUGACCGCCGCCAAGAGCGAUUGGCUGGUGAAGCUUUUGUACGCUUUCCAAGACGACCAACAGAUCUAUCUCGCCAUGGAAUACGUCCCAGGUGGUGAUUUCCGGACCCUACUCAACAACACCGGCGUCUUACACAACCGUCACGCCCGUUUUUACAUUGCGGAGAUGUUUAGCUGCGUCGAUGCAUUGCACAACCUGGGCUAUAUCCAUCGGGACUUGAAGCCGGAGAAUUUCUUGAUCGACAGCACUGGUCAUGUCAAGUUGACUGAUUUUGGUCUAGCUGCGGGUAUGCUGAACCCUGGAAAGAUUGAAUCAAUGCGCAUCAAAUUAGAGGAAGUCGGCAAUACACCAGUUCCGUUUGGACGACCAAUGGAACAGCGAACGGCAGCGGAGCGACGUGAAGGAUAUCGGUCUCUUCGAGAACGCGAGGUCAACUAUGCCAACUCCAUAGUUGGAUCUCCCGACUACAUGGCGCCUGAGGUGUUGAAAGGCGAGGACUAUGAUUUCACUGUUGAUUACUGGAGUUUGGGAUGCAUGCUGUUUGAAGCGUUGGCCGGAUAUCCGCCGUUUGCUGGUGCUACUGUGGACGAGACAUGGCAGAAUCUGAAGCGCUGGCAGAAGGUGUUACGGAAACCGCAGUAUGAGGAUCCGAACUAUUUCCUAUCUCGUCGAACUUGGGACUUGAUCACACGCUUGGUGGCAGCGAAGGAGACGCGAUUCAAGAACAUUCAACAGAUUCACGACCAUGAAUACUUUGCCGAGGUUGAUUUCAACAAGUUGCGAGAGCGCAACGCGCCGUUUGUUCCGGAGCUGGACUCGGAAACCGAUGCAGGCUAUUUCGAUGACUUUAGCAAUGAGGCCGACAUGGCGAAGUACAAGGAAGUGCAUGACAAGCAGCGGCAGUUGGAGGAGAUGGCAGACCGAGAGGAGCAAAUGGGCAAAGGGUUGUUUGUUGGAUUUACUUUUAGACAUCGCAAACCAGCCGUGGAAGACGGUCGAGGCAGUCCUCGGAAGUCUAUUCUGACAGAGGGCACAUUUGGGACGAUCUUUUAGUAUGUUGAUUGAGCAGGCUUGAUUAACGCUGUUUUAUUCUUCGGCAUUAUCUUAAUCGUUCGGCAUGAACCGUUUUUGUUAUUGACCACACUGUUUUGCGGGCCUUUCUUUUACUUCGAUAAUUGUGUUUGAUACUGGGAUGCGUUUCUUAUUCCACUGUAUGAGUAUGAUUUUAGAGUACAAUCAAUGAUAUGAUACUUCUGAUUC